Podarcis lilfordi (Lilford's wall lizard) is the source of this 35104-nucleotide messenger RNA. The record is from the annotation of a GenBank genome assembly. Lineage: Eukaryota; Metazoa; Chordata; Lepidosauria; Squamata; Lacertidae.
AUGGCUUUCCUUCUGGACAGUUCGGAGAGUGCAAAGAACUUCAAUCACGAACAACAGAAGAAGUUUAUCUUGGAGAUAGUGGACAGGAUGAAAGGGCUGCAGCUCAGCUCUGGACGUUCCCUCAGCUGGAGGACGGCCUUGCUGCAGUACAGCAGCACUGUCCUCAUUGAGCAAACUUUCAGAGAUUGGAAGGGCCCAGAUGCCUUUAAAUCCCGCAUCGCCCCCAUCACCUACAUCGGCCACGGCACCUACACCACUUACGCCAUCACCAACCUCACGCAGCUCUACAUGACCGAGGGGACUCACGGUAGCGUGAAAGUAGCUGUGCUCUUGACGGACGGAGUGGACCACCCGAGAAACCCAGAUAUUUUCUCAGCCACUGCCGAUGCUAAACACCAAGGCAUCGUGUUCUUCACAGUGGGGAUGACCAGAGUGGCCGAGGAGGUGGCCAAUGCCGCCAAGCUUCGGCUCCUGGCCAGUGUCCCGGCAUCCAGGUUUGUCUUCAAUCUGCAAGAGAAAGGAGUUGUGGAGAGAAUUCUCAAAGAAAUGGUAGGGACAAAGAUUUCAGUGGGGCCUAUAUAAAGCGUAUAUUAUACUUAACAGAACAUAAGUGUACUCUGCACUUCUAGUAUUAUAAUAAUGGUGUCGUCUCUAUCCCUGCUCUUCGCCCCAGGAGUCCUUGUUCUCAAAGAGACCCCUGGUGGGGAACGUACUCAAAGAGUUCUGUUACCCGCCUUUCAUCACAGGACUCUGCUGUGUUUUGCUUUAUAUGCAGUGUUUUCUUGCCUGCCUUCCCUUACAUAAUUCUUCUCCUGACACCUCCUGUACAGUGUCCACUUCUGCCUGUUCUUCUUCCUCUAGUCCCUCCUCAUUGCCUUCACCUAGACAACAUAAAUUUCUUUUGCAGUUUGUCUCUUUUCCUUCUACCUACUCGUAAAUCUCUCUUCUGUGUUUUUCCUCUGUUUCUCCCAUACCCCUCCUCCCUGCUGUGACCCCUAGAUGCUGCCCUUUUAUCUCUUGAAGGAUGCCAACCACCACUUCCAGCUCCCAUUCCUCAACUGUGUGUGUCACCUCAACUGCAGCAUUUCUCAAGCUCAAGCAGGGAGUGACAGCAUCUGUCUCAGUCCUUUCACAAAUGAGUUGUACCUAAAAACUGACAUGAGCAGAAGGCCACAACCUUCACACAACAUGGUUUUCCUCUCCCCUCCUUCCCAUGUGGACGAGAAUGACCGAAGAAGGCCAUAGCUUCAACAUUAUCUCAGCUGUGGUAGUUUAUUAAACACACACACACACUACUAGGUUUUUUGUUGUUGCUACACAACUUGGUUUCACUUUUAUUCACAAGGCCACAUAAUCAAUUCUGAACUUUUAAGGUUUGUCAAUUCAAUAUUAAUGGGUGCUGACUAGGACUGGGCCCUAGACAUUUUGCUGCCUGAAGAAAGUGACAAAAGGGAGUAUGUACCCCUUUGCAUUUCAUAUGCGGAAGGUGACUGGAUUGGACACUGACCAUAAGAAAACAUCCUCCUGGGGGCAGCAGGCUAGUUUAGGGGGUAGAAGCAAUAUUUCUAUCAUGACAUUCAUUCAGUCAUUCAUUUUAUAUAUUUAAUAUCAUUGCUUCUAAGUAUGGUAAGCCCACAACGUACAUAAGGGUAACGUUUCAAGGAUCGUGCAUGUCACUUUCGAUCCUUCAUUUGCAUACAAACUAUCCAAUCACUGAACGUCACUUUCGAUCCUUCAUUUGCAUAACUAUCUACAGUAUCCCCCUGCUGGCCCAGGGUGAGAACUUCAGUACAUAACAGUGCCUAAAGCCAAUAUUGUGUCUAGUCAAAACUUAAUGGGUUCAAUGGCGGGUGGGAUUGCCAAAGCCAUUUCCCCCAGAUCUUUCUCUCUCUCUAUCUAUCUAUCUGUCUGCCAUGCCUGUAAAACUCAAUGCGCACAAGUUAACUGCGCGUAAGUUACGGGCUUCCUGUAGGUUACAAAGUACAAAACCAGUUACUCAAACAUUUACAUGUAAACAUUCCUAAUCAAUAUUCACAAUAAAAGAAUCCCAUCAAAAUUAAUUGGUUUGCAGCAUAGGAUGCUCCAAUUUGGAGUAAGCAUCCUUCUCCCCAGUGCUUGAACUCUGGGGACACAUUCCCUACAUGAUGAUAGGCUUUUAUACAGUGAUAUUUAACACUGCAUUCCUAAUUUGUGGGUUUUAAUUGAAUCCCUAGGGAGCACAUAUCUAUGCCUUGAACAACCAGAAAUACUACUCUGCUUCUUCCUAUGAUUUGUUGUGUUUGUGUACAAGAAAUAGGCAUAUGCUGGCCCUAUGUCAGCACCUUCCCAGCCAGCAAAGUCUCUUUUUUCAUUUUUCUCACAGUGUGCCUUGUUACUUAUAAAAUAAUUAAUUCUGUUUGCACUUAUUUGUCUCCCCAGAAAGAACUGGCAGAAGAAGGGGUAAGUCUUAACUGUGAACUGGGGACGAUGGAUUACAUCUACAGCAUUUUAAAUUAAGAGUGGUGGUGAAACAACAAACUAUCUUGCCAAAACUAUGUUCAUUAUUACCAUUUCAGUAAACUAAAACAAAUAGAAAAAGAAGAAUAAGUCUUGCUAAAUGAUGAGCACUAAAAAGUGAAAUAGGAAAAUGUAAAUUUGUUUGGUCUUUGAUGCAUCUUGCAGUUUCCGGUUCCAGCAAUAGUCUGAAUAUAUCUAUAACCUAAUGCUAACUCCCAAGGGUAUCACAUAAGAAACUAAGAAGAGCCUUCCUCCAACAUGCCAGAGGCCAUUUUAGUUUUUUUGGUCCAGUAUUGUCUUCUCAGGACGCGGGUGGCGCUAUGGGUUAAACCACAGAGCUUAGGACUUGCCGAUCAGAAGGUCUGCGGUUCAAAUCCCCGCGAUGGAGUGAGCUCCCGUUGCUCGGUCCCUGCUCCUGCCAACCUAGCAGUUUGAAAGCACGUCAAAGGUGCAAGCAGAUAAAUAGGUACCGCUCCAACGGGAAGGUAAAUGGCGUUUCCGUGCGCUGCUCUGCUUCACCAGAAGCAGCUUAGUCAUGCUGGCCACAUGACCUGGAAGCUGUACGCCGGCUCCCUCGGCCAAUAAAGCAAGAUGAGUGCCGCAACCCCAGAGUCAGCCACGAUUGGACCUAAUGGUCAGGGGUCCCUUUACCUUUAUUUAUUACCUUUAUUGUCUUCUCACAGUGGAUAACCAGAUGCCUAUGAAAAACGCACAAGCUGGACACAAUCACAAUUAUAAUGUCCUGAUUGUGGUGCCAAGAAAUUGGCUUUCCGAACCAUGCUGCCUCUGAUCCUUAACAUAAUACAGUCCUCAUGACCAGUAGACAUGGAUAGUCUUGAAAGAGGGGUUUCUCUCAUCCCUUUUUUAAAAAGCCAAGUUGGUGGCAGUCACAACAUCUUGUGGUAGCAAAGACCAAAGUUUAACUCUGCUGUAUAUGAAAAAGAACUGAAUCACAGUUGUUAGAGUACUUCUACACCACACAGACAUUUGAGAUUCCAUCCAGUUCACCCAGGACUACUAGAAAAAUCUGAAAUGGAGAUAUUUGUAAAUUUAUCACUUCAAUAGGGAACACAAAAUUCAGCACCAGCCAGAAAGCUGAAACAUGAACAAGAAGUAUGGAUUCAAUAAUGAAAUGAGAAAUGUAAGUUUUGACUGUGUUGUGGGGAAACUGUGAAAAUAUUGAUUAGAAAACUGUACCAUAAAACAGCAUCCUUUUCAGUACUGUAAAGCAAUAGGAUGCUUUCAAGAUUAGAUCUUUCCUACUUGUGGUUAAAUAAAUAAAUUAUAGGAAAAUAUAAGAGCUGUAGAGCUUUCUGCCUAGGUGGGAACUGAUGAUUAAUUUGUAUGGUUAUUUCUAUUUGAAGUGUCCCCAGCCUCCUAUAUGUAACUGUGAAAAAGGAGAAAGGGGUCUUCCUGGCCCUGCUGUAAGUAUCUUUUCCCCCCAUUUACUUUCUUCUUAUUUUAUUUAUCUUAUUAAAAAAUUAUACACUACUUGAUUGUAAACAAUCCCAGAGUAGUUUACAAAAACCGCUUAUUUUUUCAUUGCAAAAUUAAAAAAUAAAUCUUUUUGGUGGCAUUAUUUUAUUAAUUACCAGUAUUAUCUAUUUCAUUAAAUACAUAUUCAGAGACAACAGUUGAGUGAUCCAGAGAGAAUAAGAUGUUCAUUCAUAAAUGAUAGGGUCCUUGAUUGUGUGGAGAGCCUUCACAUUCAGCUGUACAGAUGAGGGCUACCUACAUAACAGCUAUAAUGUAAUGCUAAGCCAAAUCAUAGUUUAGUGUGAAUGUGAAAAUGUAAGGGUUUUUCAUGAAGAGAUUGCAGCUGGAAAGGGAAAAUCAGCAUUAUAUGAUGGGGGGGGGGGAAUAUAAGCUGGCAUGUUGAUGCCAAUGAUGUGUGAACGUUACUGAAACCCUGCGUGCAUGAGAAUCACCAGUCUCACAAUAAACACCUGUCUGGAAGGGACUGCUUCAUGGUCUGACAAAAGACAGAAGAACCACAUGAAAAAUAUAGCAUGGCAAUGAUUGGAUGAUGGUGCCAUGAAGAUGCCCUACAAAAAGCAACUGAGCAAAGCAUGGCAAUUUCACACUAAAUGCCAAGUGUGGAAGCACCUUUAGAAUCAAAUCAUGGUGUGUCCCCCCCACAAAGAGUCUAAGAGCACUUCCAGCCCUUAGACUCUUUGGGAUGGGGUUCAAUCUCAUGUUGUGUGGUUGUAAGUGGCUUGGGAGGUCUUGUGCAACAAACUUGCUUCCCCAAAAGAUUGGAUAUAUUUAUUUAUUAAUCUGCAACAAGUACAGUGGUACCUCGGGUACUUAAUUCGUUCUGGAGGUCCGUUCUUAACCUGAAACUGUUCUUAACCUGAAGCACCACUUUAGCUAAUGGGGCCUCCUGCUGCACCGGAGCACGAUUUCUGUUCUCAUCCUGAAGCAAAGUUCUUAACCCGAGGUACUAUUUCUGGGUUAGCGGAGUCUGUAACCUGAAGCAUAUGUAACCUGAAGAGUAUGUAACCCAAGGUACCACUGUAGUGGGAAAAUGCACUGGAAAGUGUAGGGUUUUGUUAUGUAUUUUUGUGCUUUUAUACUGUAAACCACCCUGUGAUCCUCAGAUGAAGGGUGGUAUAUGAAUGUAAUUAACAACAACAACAACAACAACAACAACACUUGCUUUAGCAUAACAUCAUCUAAUUGCACAGGGUGAAUGCUUAAUAAAAAAAGGGCACCUGGAAACACCCUAAUAGAAAACAUAUGUUCAUGAAAACAUUAUUAUCUACCAAUGAGCUGUUUAAAAGCUGAGAAUGACCCGGGAAAAUGCAUUCUGACCAAUGUACCUCUUGCACUGAUUGGAGCAUGACUUGCUUUUAAGCUUCAGGUGUGAGAGGGAAAUCUUUAGAACUUUACUUAUUUCCUACACUCAUAGAAUCAUUUUCUUAAUAGUAAGAAUAUAAACCAAGGGGUCUCUCCCCUUUCUUUGCAUGUUUAAAAAUGCAAGGCUUUUCAUUUAACUCCCCUCUGUUACUUUUCUGCUUCCAGGGUAAAAAGGGUCGUCCUGGUGAUGAUGGAGCCCCUGGUCCAAAGGGCGUGAAGGUAACGUGACAUUUGAUUUAAUUGAAAUGCUCAUUGAUUAACAUUAGUAAUUUAAGACAAGAGGAUGUUGAAAUAAAAGCAUUCUCAGUCGCCACAUGGCAGUUUACAACUGAGGGGGUAUAAAUCAUUCUAAAUCAGUGGUACCCAACAUUUUAUUUUUGGGGGACCAUGCCCCACUUAAGCAUCUCUAAAACCCUGAUGCACCCCGCCCCCCGUGACAUAUAAUUCUUAUUAUUCAAAAAGUGAACUCCUAUUCAUGUGGAGGAAGCCUAAAAGGCCAUUAACUGUUGUUAACUCAUUCUCAAAUUGCCUCUUUUAAAAAUCAAAUUGCCCCCCUGUGGGGGGGGGGGUUGCCCCAUGUUGGGAACCACGGUUCUAAAACAUUCACAUUUCUGAAUAUGAAUUAUGUUUAGCAUUGAAGAUGGAGCUAGUUUGAACAGCAGGGUACAUUUUUCCUAUCUGUUUUCAGCAAUAUGUAAUGUAAUCUUAACUUAAACUGACAACAUUUUCACUGACUACAGAACGUUAAGCAAAGUAAUAACCCAACACCCUGAUGCUUCUAGGGGGAGCCAGGCUUAAAUGGAAUUCCAGGAAGAGAUGGAACAGAGGUAAAAAAUGUGUGUGUGUGUGUGUGUGUGUGUAUUCUAUUAUGUAUUUAUUUACUUUGAGGGAAACUCUGUUAUUUAAAAACACAUCUGCCCCAUAUAUAUCACUGCUCCUUUUUGAUCUCAUUUUUACUUUUUGGGUAUGCCUUCUUAAAAUGCAAGAGAAUAUAAAGAAGGGUGUGAAGAAAAUAACUUGUAAGCAGCAAUUUCAAAGGGCAAUAAAAUGCAUAAAAAAGGCUCCUCAUUCUACUCAUGGUUAUGUAAGAUCCACUUUGAACAAUAACUUAGCAACAUGUGAGCCAUUGCUACUCCCAAGUCCUAAGGUCUCACAUAAAACCUCUGUCAUGUGAUUCAGGUUGCUCGUGUGCUUCCAAAUCAUGUCAGCAAUAUUUCUGCUGUAUUUCCAGAACUGGAAUGACACGGGAAAUGGCUGGCUUUUGGCACUCGCAGUGAUACCCAAUGGCAUUUGCAGAACCAGCUUUUUACAUAUUUUCAUACUCACUCUACACACAAGAGCUCAUUGGUCUGUUUUUGGAGUGUUUUUCAUCACACAGAUCUAGUGAUGGAAAGCAGCACCCGUUCUGAAAUUGGCAGAGCAACUCCUGAAACUUUUCUAGGGUUUGGUUUCUAACGAAACAGAGGGAGAGGGCAGUGCCUCCCCACCCCAAAGGCAAAGAGACCCUAAUCACCAAAUGCAAGCAAAGCAGGCUGGAUGGAGCCAGCCAAUAAAUUUGUCAUUUCUGUUACUUAUUCUAAAACUCUGGAUUAAUAAGUAAGAUUUAUUUUCCUAAUACUUGCCGUAAAUUUUGCUGCUGCUGCUGAUAUAUGCAUAUAUACCACACCUUUUCCCUUGACAGGGAUUCAACGCGGCUUACAGAUAAAAUAGGAGCAGCUAAAAACAUAGCCGGGGGCGGGGGGAGCAGGAACCAGAAUUAGUGAUUACUGUUUAGUGUCAGUAGUAAUUUAAUCAAUAUGCAUUCUGCUCUUCUUCUUUUUCCCAUCAGGGAAAGUCUGGAUACAAAGGAGAAAAGGUACGGAUUUUUCGCCUUCUUGAAUCAACUAGGUGCUUCAUGCUAAAGACCAAUACAGCCAUAUUGAUUUGAGGACAAAGAAUUUAGCAUCUGAAAUAGAAUGGGAAUGGGUGGGGGAUAAAGCACUGGCAAGGAAGGACAUUACACAUUUUUCAAAAGUUCUGAGAUAACAUUAAUGAUUGAUUGCGCUUUUCUCAAUCUAAGGGUGAAAGAGGCGAAUGUGGAACACCAGGAAUAAAAGGCGACAGAGUAAGUAACUAUCUGAUGGUCAACUACAUCAGAUUGUUAUGUAAGGACUUGUAUAAUCAGAAACGGUACCGCUCAUAGAACUCCUAGGCCCAGUGCUGCAUUAGUAGUGUGAGCAAUGUGUAAACAAUAAAGGUAAAGGUAAAGGGGACCCCUGACCAUUAGGUCCAGUCGUGGCCGACUCUGGGGUUGCGGCGCUCAUCUCGCUUUAUUGGCUGAGGGAACCGGUGUACAGCUUCCAGGUCAUGUGGCCAGCAUGAUUAAGCCGCUUCUGGCGAACCAGAGCAGCACACGGAAACGCCGUUUACCUUCCUGCCAGAGCGGUACCUAUUUAUCUACUUGCACUUUGACGCGCUUUCAAACUGCUAGGUUGGCAGGGACCGAGCAACGGGAGCUCACCCCAUCGCGGGGAUUCGAACUGCCAACCUUCUGAUUGGCAAGUCCUAGGCUCUGUGGUUUAACCCACAGCGCCACCCACAUCCCUUUGUGUAAACAAUACCAUUAUAAUAAUUAUUAUUAGCCCUUAUAGCCCACCUUUCCUCCAAGGAACUCAAGGUAGCAUACUUGGUUAACCCUUUCCUCAUUUAAUCCCCACAACAACUCUUUGAGGUAGGUUAAGCUGAGAGGCAGGGACUGGCCCAAGGUCACCCGGUGAGCUUCAUGUCUGAGUGGGGAUUUGAACCCUGGUCUUCCAGGUCCAUGUCUAACAUUCUAACCACUAUACCACACUGGGUGUCAUGGGUAGGGGCGGGGAGAAAGAGAGACUUACUGGAGAGGAAAUAGUCCUGAAAUGCUAGGUACAUAUUUGCAGAGAGCAUGAUCAUACAAACUGGAUUUUUAAAUAUCUAGUUUGACAUUAGCCUUUCUGCCCACGUUUCAAUUAUCCUUCCCACAUUUGAAUCAUUUUGUUUUUCCCUUGCUGGCGAUUCACUGUAUGAUUUGUAAUAUUUUGCACUGUAUAUGGGCUCACAUAUAAUUUCUCCUCUUAUCACUCAGGGUCCAGAAGGCCCAGGUGGACCAAGAGGCCUCCGAGGUCUUCAGGUAAAUGAACAGAGAGUGGAAGUGCUUUGCUUCAAGACUGUGCUAGCUGCCGUCUUUCUGAAGCUAAAUUGUCCCUCCUCUGAAUUAUAUGUUGGCUGUCAGUCACUGAUGCCAACUCCCCAUCCCAUCACUCUUCGUGUCCCUGGAACUGUGGGCUAUCUAUAUCCAACUGAUCACUGCAUUCUGCAGGUGAGGACUUCCUGUAGAUACUUGUCAUCAAGAAGUCUGUUCUGUACAGUGUAGGAAUCAGACCUUUAGUGUGGUGGCACCUACCCUUUGAACUAUCUCCUGUAGUGUAUCAGACCGGUACCAUCUCUAGUAUUAUGUUUUUAAGGCGCCUAUUGAAAACCUUCCUUUUCCAACAAGGCUUUUAAGUGGAGAUUUUUCUGUCUCUCUGUGUGUUUGUAUUGGACUCGAAAUAAUGUUUUAAUUGUUGGUGUUCUCAUAGUUAAAUCACUUCAGGAUGUUUUAUGGGAUGUGCUUAAUAAAUGAAAUAAAUCAGUAACCCAUGGUUAACAAGCUGAUGAAUGACUGACCUUCUUCUGUUUCUUCCUGUAUUUAGAGAACUAGUCUCUGUAGUCCUCACAUACCUUUAACAAAGGGGGUGGGGAACACACAUGGGGGGGUUGUGUCACAGAGAAGGAAAAGCCUUUUCACAGCCAUUUUCUUUAACCAUUAGCCUAAUACGGUUAAGGUAGCAAUGCCCAAGUCAGGAUUCUACAGCAGGCUGAAAGACCUUUCUUGUGGGUUGCCAGUCUGCUAGUAAUGGGUUUUAUGAGCUAAAAGCACAACAGACUGAAAGAAACUUACAGAUCAGAGCUUCAAAUGGAAAAACAAAUGCAUAUGAUACAGGUUUUUGAAGGCCAUGAAACGAAAGGCAGUGUAAUCAUCUCCAAUGCAAAACAAAUCAGGAUAAACAGAUGGUAAGUGAAUGUAAUAGGCAAAUAUCACAAUUAUUUGAACACUGAAUAAACUGUUUUGUGUGGAUUGAAGUAAAACAGUCAUAUUCCUAUUUAACGAUGCACUCGGCCAAGGUCUUUUAAAAAAAUAAAUAAAAAAUGCCUUCCUGUUUAACAGGGUUCCCAAGGACUGCCUGGAGACCAAGGACCUGAAGGAAUGCAAGGAUCAAAGGCAAGACUCUUAACAUUAAUUUAAUUCUAAACGCUGUGAGAGAUUGCUGCUACCUUUGCAAUUUUGGGGCCCACUUUUGCUUUCACUCACGUUGGCCCGGUUCAUGCGCCAUAUGAAACUGGAAAACCAAAAACUGUUAAAAAGAAACAUGGUGCCCUGCAGAUGUUGUUGGACUCCAACUCCUCUCAGCCUCAGCCAUCAUGACAAAUGGUAUGGGAUGAUGGGAACCGUUGGCCAACAACCCAUGGAGGUUUCCACACUGGCUGCCCCUGUAAACCAUGGCUUGGAAACCCAUUGCCUUCCAGGUGUGGUUGGACUCCCAGUUCCCAUCAACCUCAGCCACCAUGGCCAAUGAUCAAGGAUGAUGGGAAUUGUAAUCUGGUAACAUCUGGAAAGGCCCACAGGCUCUUCAUCCCUGAGGAAAAUGUUGCUACUAUUCAGAUAUUUCCUCUGCUAUGAAUUCUAUCCAUCUUAGCUGUGCUGAAACUGACUUUUCCGGCUGUGUCUGCAAAACCACCAAAUGGAACAUCUAAGAAGCAAGAAUCAACUCCGUUGUCAUUCAACAGCGAGAUGUCAUAUGACAUUCCACAUCACAAAAAAAUCCCCUCCAAGGCACUUCAGCCCAUUCAGAGCUUUGUAUGGCUUUAAGCCGCAGGGAACCAUUAAAGUACAGCUCAUAAAUAACACCUUGUUGAGGCAUUUUAUGACACUUGAAUUUCUUCUCAAAAGCAAGAGAAAGCUAUUUUUUCUCCAGGCCAUCUCUCCAACAAUGGGACAGAACAUGAGUAUUAAUUAGUAAGAAAUAGAUCCACACACAACUGCUUUCUUCCACUUUGAGAUUAUUUUUUGUUACCAUGCUGUUCUGUAUUCCGUGAGGAAAACAGUCUUCAUAGCAAUUCAGCUUGCGUUUGGCUUUCAUGCUGGUUACCAUGCAUGUAGCAACCCAGAAGGUCACAUUAGACUCUUUCAAAAGUGCUUUUCUUGAGAAGAGCAUGGAGAGGGGGGUUGAUUGUAAAAUCCGCUUCAAGUUGGGCACAUGUGGUUGGGUCAGUUUCCAUGUGGGCAAUUUCCAAUUUUGCAUCUAUUACUUUCAUCCCCAAUUAAAUUUUAGUGUCAUAUUCUGACGUGGCCAGGGUUGGCAUGAGGGGGGCAUCAAUCCCCUGCCCCCGAGCUGGAUCACCACAAGGGCCCGGAUGCCCAGCUGUAACACUUCCCACCGCGGAAUAUUAGCAGUUCUACCCCAAAAAGCACUGCUGUGCAUUGAUGAAAUAGCACACAAAAAAUAUAUAUUGGUGCAAUCAUAUGCUCAGUCACAUCAAGACUGCUUUUCUUUUUCUUUUUCUGGCAGUGUAUCAGCGGGGCCAUGACAUUGUUCAAGGGGCAAAAGAUGCAAAGGAACUGAAAGCUGCAACAUAGUGGGCACGCUCUGAAUCCAGAAUAGAUUUUAGAAAUUAUCCUUGUUAAACUGGAAUUCACAAGCAGGGCAAGACAGGGCGGCGCAAACCAAUGUUCAAUGCAGGAGCACAACAGGGAAAAUCCACCCAUCUUUUCUACUUCUGCUAAUUCCUUAUAUGUUUGGAUGUGUUUCCUAGUCUUGUUUCAUUUAUUACUCCCACUCCAAGUAAUCUGCUAGUUUUAUCAUGGCAGAAGCAUUAUGAUACAUAUUGCGAAAGCAAUUCCCCCACAACUUACAAGCAUUUAACUUGCGCACAUUCAGCUUUACACGUGUGGCAAAAAAUUAAAAGGGGGUUGAGGUUCCAGGAAAAAUGGCUUUGGCAAUCCCAUUUAAGAUUGAACCCCAAUUGACCAUACAGAAUUUGGCUUUGGAACUUAACCCCAACAUAAAUUGUGGGCUUAUUGUACCUUAGUUUAAGGGCAGGAGGGAGGGAGGGAGGAGCAGGUUUUCUUCUCUCUGAAACCCUAUCAAAAAGUUGAAAUCAGUUCUUUUGUUUUGCAAUUUUCUAAAGGGCGAAAGAGGCCUGCCUGGCCCUGCUGGACUGACUGGAGAAACGGGAGUAGGGUUGCCUGGCCCCAAGGUAAAAAUGCCAAUCAUAUAGCCUACUGUGCAAAAGGACAGCUGCUGAAAUAAUAUAUGGCUGGAUUAAAAAAAAAACCAAAAACAACUUAAAACAAGGAUAAAUGAUGUCUUUGUAAUACCUGAAAGGUAUUCUGGAUGUAGUUCAAAUACAUUCAUACCAUUAAAAGGGGGGGAGGGAACGCACAGAAUGGUGUAACUCUUAGUAGUUUAUUGGUAAUAAAAUUUGACAUAUCUAGAGAGACAGAGGGGCAAAUGAAGUUAUUAUUACUGGUAUCAGAUUUGUUUUACUUCCCUCUAGUCUUCUUAAUAUCACUGUAUUAAAUCAAAGAAUGCUGCUUCAUUUCAGUGUCCACAAUUUUGUUCAAAUCCAAACAUAACGUAUCUUUUUCUGAAGGGUGACAUUGGUUUAACAGGAAGACCAGGCCCUGUUGGGCCACCUGGAGUUGGAGAACCAGGUUUACCGGUAUGUACUGUACGUGGGGAGAUCACACAGGGGGGAAAUCCCUUAGUAACAAAUAACUGCACCUUUAUAUGCAAAAAUCAGUGCACAUAAAAAGAAAGAGUGGCUCUGAUCCACUCAAGGUUUGGUUCCUGGUUCUUUACUUUUUUCAGCCUUUCUUAUUCAGCUUCUCUUACAAGUUCUUUUCAAAGUAGUUAUUGCUUUAAUAGAGAUGAUCUGCAACUCUGUGUUCCAGAUCUUUCACCUCGUUCUCUUUCCAAUUGCUUUCUUGUUUCUUCCGUGCUGUGUAAUCUCACCCCAUUUGUGUAUCUGGCUUGUGGACAUCCUUCUAUUAUCCCUCCAUGUCUUUCUUUGGCUCAGAUGGAACGGGAGUGUGAUUGUAGAAGAAUAAGAGAUACCUCUUGGUCUUUUCAUUCUUUUAUCUGAACAACUGCCAACUCUUGUUCUCGAUGUCUUUAAGCUGUGUUCUUUCCUUCCAUUUUCCAUUUGUGUUUUUGUCUUCCAUCUAUGGAAACUAUGACCACUGUGUUAAUUCUGUAAUGUCUCUUGACUAUGGUGAUGCCCUCUGUUGUGGCUUCCUGUCUCCCACCUUCUUCUUCUUCUUGACUUGUUUGUUCUCCUUUUCUAUAACAUGUUCAUUUUCAGCUCCCUUUUUUGGGGGGUGGGAUGUCUACAAAUGUUUACACUCUACUCAUCCAAUUUCAGAAGUAGCCAAUUUGUGGACCUCCAGAUACUGCUGGUCUCCAAGUCCCAUCACCCAUGAUUAUUGGCCACACUGUCUGAGGCUGAUGGGAGUUGGACUCUCAACAAUAUCCAGAGGUCACCACAUUGGCAACCUCCAAAUUUCUUGUUCAUAUUUAUACAUCCACUUACCUGCUUCAUUCUGAGAUAGUUUCUAACUUGUCGUAUUAAAUACAAACAUAACUUUAGAAGUGAGAAUGAAACAUGCUAAUUAGCAAAAGGAUCCUGGUAGUUCUUCAGUUAUACUGGCAGUGCCAACCGCCCAUUUUGUAUACCACUUGUGGGGUGGGGGGUGUUGUUUACAAUCAACACAGUAUAUACAUUUUAUGAAAUAAAUUUUAAACAUUCAUCUGCAGGGAAAUACUGAGUUUGUUUUAGGAAGGGGGUUCGUCUCAACUUAUGCAAAGCUAUAAUAUUUCCUACUAGAUCUGGCCUACACUCUGUGUGAGUUUCCAGCACCAUAGAACAUGUGUAUGUCAUCAGCAUCCUCUGCAAUGCAUCUAGAACAGGGUUUCCCGAACUUGGGUGUCCAUCUGUUUUGAGGCUAUAACUCCCAUCAUCCCUAGCUAGCAGGACCAGUGGUCAGGGAUGAUGGGAAUUGUAGUCCCAAGACAGCUGGAGACACAAGUUUGGGAAACCCUGCUCUAGGGGUUUUGUCAAACACACACACACAAUAUCCUCAGCAAACAAGACAAUAUGGAAAUAAUUCCCUAGAAUGUGUGCAAACUACUGCAUCUGUUUUAAAAGACUUGCUUAACUUUAAGCUUGAGUGAGCCCAUAAAGAAUCUAUUAUUAAAGUUGAUCUUAUACUUGACUGCAUUUUCAGGCUUUUACAGGGUAAACCUUGCAGGCUCACAUGUUUAAGCCUUUUCUUUAAUGGUGCCGGGAGCGGGGGGACUCCUAGCAUAAUCCAGUAUAACUUGUUAUACCUGGAGUUCAUAGCUGUCUGCUGUUUGAUGUAUCAUGAAAAAAGCUACUUUUGCUUUUCAUAAAUAUAGCAUUACUUUAGCAAUUUAGGGCAGGUUGAGACUAGGCUCCAAACCACAAAGAUGUAUGAAGAUCCUACUUUGAUUGAUUUGCUAUUGAUUUCCAGAAUUUUGCUUUCAAAAACAUUUUUACAGGGGCCUCAGGGACCACAAGGUAUUCAGGGAGAAAGAGGAACUCCAGGAGAAGGGCUUCCAGGACCAAAGGUACAAAAGAGUUUUGCUUUAAAAAUGCCAGGGCAUAUAAACGACCUUUAAAGUGUUUGUGCAAGCCCAUUUCCAAACUUGGAAUUAUCAAAACGUACAUAGAAAUGUGUUGCUUUUCAUUGUAACCCAGUCCUCAGAACCUGCACGCUGUAGCUGGAGACCUGUUCAGCAUCAGUAACAACUUUAGUACUUAGGCUGUGGACACACUCCCAUUUAUUCUGCAUUCAGUGCUCUCCCACCACAGUUUUGGGAAGCCAUGUGCACAUGACAUAAGCCACAGUAAGAAUCUAAGAUUGUACAGUGACAUAGGCCAUAAAAAGAGCUGUCCCACUCCAUUCAUUCAAGCUGCAUCAGCUCUGGGCUUAUAUUUCUUUUCUUUUCUUUUCUUUUUUCAACUGUUUUUAUCUAUUUUCAUGGUACAGAAGAUAAAUUUUGAGAAAACAAUUGUUACAACAAUCUGGACUUAUAUUUCUUAACCAAGUGGAGGGAGGAAGUUGGAUUAAAAGAUAGAGUCAAGCUCCCCACUCCCCAGAACGACCUGGGGCAUGCUCCAAGAAGAGGGUAAGAGGUAAACAAAGCUGUUAAGCAUUAUGGCAAGGCUGGGCAGUCUUCAGACUUGAAGGAUCUACUUUGUUUUUUACUACAACCUCAAGGUCCACCAAUCAGACCUGGGUGCAAAGUAGUGGUUUGGAGUGGAGGCUUUGAGGACAUAGAGUUAAGGAACAAGGUGCCUCGGAACACAUGUUCAACCCAGGAAUUUGUUUUCAGAGCUGAGUCUGGGCUCACAAUCUGGCCCUACCCAAAUCUAGUCCUGGUUUCCCCUUCAAGAUUUCUUCACCUCCACAGCCUAAUUUAGGCAGUGGGAAGAAGCUUUUUUUCCCUGUUGCUAUUGUUCAGACCAUAAUUCCUAUUGAUCUGUUACAAAUCACCCUGAGAUUCCCCAGUAGAUUAGGAGCUAUCUACCUUUUGCCCACCUGUGGGAAGCUUCCUUUGCAUGAGUGCUGUGGUUCCACAGGAAUGCUCACAUCCCUAAUGGUUUUACAGUGGUACCUCAGGUUACAGACACUUCAGGUUACAGACUCCACUAACCCAGAAAUAGUACCUCGGGUUAAGAACUUUGCUUCAGGAUGGGAACAGAAAUUGCAUGACUACAGCGUGGCAGCAGCAAUGGGAGGCCCCAUUAGCUAAAGUGGUACCUCAGGUUAAGAACAGUUUCAGGUUAAGAACGGACCUCCGGAAUGAAUUAAGUACUUAACCCUAGGUACCACUGUAUUAUCAUAUCUUAUAGCAUCUUUGGUAUGUUUUUAUUUUUGUCAACUAUUUAUGACCCAUUCUUCACCCCUAAGUCACCAGACAGGGUACACUUGCACAUUAAAACCACAAGUAAAGCAUAUAAAGCCAGAACCAACAAUUACUAUUUCAAAUCAAUAUGAUUAGGAAUGCAGCCAGUAGCAGGAAAAAAGAAAAAUUCAGCUCAUCUCUCUCUUUAUAUAUAAAGCUGAACAUGCCUGUAGAAAUCAAACCAUUCCUGGGAUGAUAUGAAGCAAUUGCUUCCCUGCGAACACACAGCAACACUUCACAACAGCUUAGUGAAGUAAAGAAUGCAUUAACAAACUGAAACUACAAAGGAGAUUUAAACAGGCAGAACAAAUGUAAUUCACCAAUCUGGCAUUUAGCCAGAACUCCACUGUUAAUAGAACUUAGUUCUUCAGAAAAGCAAGGAUGAAAUGUCAACAGAUAUAUGUAAGGCUUCUCAUACAUCUUUGUACAUUCAAGUGUUUUCUUAUCUAGGCAAAUUAUAAUGUUACAUUUCCCAUUUUUAAACAAAAAUCAAACCUGUCAAAAGGAAGAACCAAACAUUUGGCCUGUUUUCAAGAUUGACGGGUACUAUUUUAAAACAAGAAGUUUCAAAAAAUAUAUAAGAAAUAUUAGAAGGAAAGAUUGUUCCUUGUUGAUACUAAUCAACAGCCUGAUCCGGCUGGGGUAAUGUGGUUGAGGAAAAAGGGGGUUUCUCCACCCACGUCUCUGGCUACAUCAAGAACACAAUGUGCAAAGGAAUAGGAAGAUGGACUCCCCGGUGGUAGAUCUCUGUAUCCAGUGGCUUGUGUGGUAGAUAAGGCAUUGGGCUGAAUCCUUAGUCUGUUUCCAGGGGUGGGGUGAGUUGGUGCAUCACCCCUGUCCUUGAGCAGGUGCAAUAUCUCACGGUACCCUGGUAAAUGGAUCUGAGUGGAAGUUUAUGUCCUGAAGCCAUAUGGAGAGUGGACGGGCCUUAGAACUUCCAAUGGUGGCCUGGGGUCGGGGCAGCUCAGUUGACCUGCAUCUUGAAGUGGCAUGACCCUGUCCAAAACUCCAGCCAUCUUGUAGGAGGCUGAUACAGAAUACACAUCCAGCACCUUAAGCCGAAGCCUAUCUACAUUUGUAAUCUAUAAAGUUGUGGCUAAUUCUCAACUCCAAGAUGUUGUUGUCCCAAUUUAUUCCACCUGUUCACCGCCUCACCCUUCCGUCCCCAGGGAUACAUUGCACAUGGGUCUGCAACACACAAUGCUUAACAGAGAGUUGGUACUUUCAGUUUUAGCAGCACUAAUCACCUGUCUGAGACCUUUUAACUCUUCUCUCCUAUGGAGGGUGUCAAAGCGGGAGAAAAUUCAGGCUCCUCCCCCCCCCCAGGCAGGUGAUAGUGCUGUUGGCCAUCUGCCGUUGUAAAUUACUGGAAACCACCAUGGUUACACAAAAAAAUGAUGAGUCUAAGCACCUUAAAUAAAUAACAAUAUUUUCCACUGUAAGAGAGCAUAACAUUGCCAAAAAGUGUGCAAUAGGUGAAUCAUGAUCUUUACGUCAAUGAAUCAUGUACAUUAAGAAAGCCAUGUUUGUUAUAUGGCAAGCGCUGAAUUCUUCGCAUCAAUAUGGAGAAUUCAGGACCGGAACAUAAAUAUUUGAAAUGGAAAGAAGAUAAAUCAUUUUAUUCAUCUCUUUGUAAUGACUUUCAAAUUCAACAGUGAUCUCAUCAGGUGGGCGGGGAACUCUCUUUGAUGCACAAGAGAAAAUCAACUCCAAGCACUGCCUUUUGCAUUCUCAGUAUUUUUGAAUUAUAUCCUUACAUUGCCAGCAAUCAGUCCAUUUGUACUAAACAGAACUUUAAGGAUAAAGCACAGAUCACAUUUUCUAACCUCUAUGCAAUUUUGUCUUUCCAUACAGGGAGAUCGUGGCUUUGAUGGUCCAAAGGGACCCCGAGGCCAACCAGGCAUUGGCAUAAAGGGUGAAAAGGUGAGCAGUAAAUAUGCCAGGGGAUUUGCAAAGUCUAAAUGACCUGUGACUGAUACUAGUCACAAAGAGUGUAAUGAAGCAAAAUAAAGAAUUUGCUUUUUCAAUGGCGAUUGAACAAUACUGUAGUUUCUCAGAUAGAUUUAUGCCCAAUAAACUACCCAAAGCCCAUUUUAACAUCUCUUCAUAGUAAAGUGUGAGAUGAAAUAAGAAGGGUUUCAUUCUGUGGGAAAGUUAAGUUCUGGGGUACAAAAAGAAAAGAAGACUGUACACGUUCCUUACUGUGCCGGAGACAGCAUCUAUAAAAGGCUGGCAUUUAAUGUGUCCUAAGAAAAUAUAGCAUACAUUUGUCAACGUCUCUGUACUGAGACUAUGCCAAUGGCUUCGAAGGAGCUGGUCCAAAUUGUACCCAGUGAAUAUUUACAGCACAAUCCUAUAUGUGUCUAUUAUAUCUAAGUUUCAAUUAGUUCAGUGGGGCUUACUCCUGGGUAUCGGAUUGCAGCGUAAGUAACUUGCAUUUAUAUUUUGUAUUAAGUAACAAUGCUUUGUUUAUAAGGGUGAAAUUGGCCCGCCUGGUUUGCCUGGGCCUAUUGGAUUACCUGGUGUUGGACUUCAAGGAGAGAAGGUGAGUUUUGGUGGUUGCAGGUAUUUAAAAAUUGCUUAAGCCGUGCUUAGGGAACUCUUUCUCCAGGAUUCAUUUUCUGACAUCUUCUCUAGGGAGUAGAAGGCCCCAAAGGACCACCAGGGCCAAGAGGGCCACCUGGACAGGGAUUGCCCGGACCAAAGGUGAGCCAAGUCAGUGUUGGGUUUAAUUCUGUGAUUGGUCUGCAGGACAGCAGACUCUGAUUGGCUGGAGACUUUAGUCAGCUGGGAGCUGGCUGUGAUGAGCAAGAUAGUUGAAAUUUGACAACUGGAGAAGUUGAAGGAAAAAGUAGCUCUGAAAGAGUCUCCCCCUGUGUUUAAUUUAUCCUUCUAUCAUGUAUUAUUGAGUGUCACCAGUUUCUUUUCGCACCAGGUUCCAUAUGCUUUCUUUCAGUCACUCUGCUGACAACCAGAACUGCAACUGCUUGAUUUUUAAAUAACUAUGUGGGAUUUUGGCAGAAAUCCCCACCAAGCAAACUUCUUGCAUGUGGGCAGUGUAAUCAACAACAAAUGUGGUUGGGAGUGGAGUUUGGGUAUAACAAGAAACCACAGUAACUUGAAAACUGAAGUGAAAGCCUCUGAUUUCCCUCUUUCUCAGCCAUGCUGGGCUCAUGCACAUAAAACUAAACCAUAGCUUAGUGUGAUAUGGAAGCCCUGCCAAGGUGUUCAGGAUUUUAUUUUUACCAUUUCAAUUUUGCCAAGUAUAUAGUGGUUUAAAUGGUGCUGCUCUCUACUGAUGUACUCCCAUCGUCUCUCUCUGAAGACGGAAUAAGCCGAGCAGAUGUUUUUUUAUGUUGCUCAAGCAUUUCAUAUCAUUUUGUUUUGUUUAAGGGUGAUCAAGGUUUACCAGGAGAAACUGGAGCUCCGGGAGAAAGAGGUCUUGGAGAACCUGGAGCAAAGGUAAAGUAGCAUUCUAAAAGUUGUAUAUUAAAACUCUAUAAAACUGCAUUAUAAUAAGGCAUUUAAUUAUUUUUGCAUUGCUUAAGUAGCCCCGUGUAUUUAAAGUUCAAAGACUUAAUUCUAUUGUAUAUUUAGGAGAACUGAGUACCAGGGAUUACAGAAAGAGGAGAGAGAGGGAAAGGCUUUCAACAGCUACUGGUUCACAAUGGCUAUAUAUUGCCUCAAAUAUCAAAGGCAACGUAGAUCAUUUGCUGGGAAUCGCAAGUGAGGAGAAUGCUGCUGUGCUUGUGUCUUACUUGUCAGCUUCCAAGAGGCAUCUGGUUGGCCACUGAGAAAGCAAAAUGCUGGACUAGAUGGGCUUAGGUCUGAUCCAGUUGGGCUCUAUUUGUGUUCUUAACUUUCCAUUUCUCAUUGACAUUAGGGGGAACCAGGUUCUUCAGGACUAGCAGGUCUACCUGGCCUGCCAGGAGAAGAUGGAGCACCAGGCCAAAAGGUUUGCUUAUUUUAUUUGAGCAUGUCUGUUUCUAAAAUUAAAAGAAUUACUGUAAGUGCCAUUUGGCAAAUCUAGGCUGGUUUCAUCUAUAGCCAAGGGAUUGAUGUGAUGCGUUGUGUGGAGUGAUGUGAUGCGUUGGACACACUCACCUGAUAACACCUAGAGAAAGGGAUGGAAGGAUCUGCCAAUUUCAGUUCUCUCGGUUCCUCAUUUUCUUUCAAUUUUAAAUUCCCUUGUCCAGAUUCCUGCAGCAAUUUGAAAUUAUUAUUUUCAAAAAUCCUCAGCAUUUAAUGUGAAUUUCUCCUAGUAGACACAUUUUUAUGCAGUUUUGCAAAACACUCAAAUUUUUCCAAGCAAUUUUCUUCAUAUAAAUAAUUUUGGUAUGCUAGUUUCACUAACAUAUAUAUUCUCCUAAUAAUACGCAGAGUUGUUGUUGUUGUCCUGCUUUUGUUGCAUUGUGGUGCAAAAGUGCCCCUCCUGACAGCAAAAAUGCGGUAACACUGGGGAAGCAUCGAAGAACAACAGAUAAAAUGGAAUGAGAUUUGAAUGGCCCAGUAUAAAUUCACUGCUAAUUCUCUAUUAUUGCAUGAAUGACACAUUGCAGAAUAUACCUGCAAAAAACACACCAGUCUGGAGGGGACUUUAAUGAGUCCUUGGUGAAGGGGAGAAUUCGAAACAGGGACUUCUUGAUUCACAGAGCAAUAUUUUAGCCGCUGAAUUGCACCAAUAUAUACAAUGAUAUGCUACCACAUUAUCAUUUUUUCUUUUGCAGGGAGAACCAGGAUUACCUGGCCCCCGUGGUCCAGAAGGUGCUCCUGGAAUUGGAAUACAGGGUGAAAAGGCAAGAAUUUAUUUAUAAUUGCUCAUGCAAUUAUGUGUGCUUUUUAUUACCUUCUCUGAGAACGUUAAAGUAGCUUUUGUAUAAAGUAGCUUUUUCAACUUUUUCCUAGGGUGAUCAAGGUCAAAGAGGUAUACGUGGAUUAUCAGGACCAACUGGAGUGCCAGGACCUGCAGGGGCUAAAGUAUUAUUAUUAUUAUUAUUAUUAUUAUUAUUAUUAUUAUUAUUAUUAUUAUAUUAAUUUUAUUACCACGUCUGGUGUCAGAAGUUGGUGUGGUGGAGCAGUUGCCAAGGGAGGAAAGGCAACAGCCCCUCCAGAAGUCCCUUUUAUUAUGCAUUUGUAAUUAUUUGUGCUCAUGAAAUUACCUGGAUGGCAAUAGAUGAUGCCACUUUCAGUAUUGUUUGCUACUGCAAUUGUUUUGUGGUGCUUCCUUUUUUUAUCAGUACUUGUUCCAUAUUUUUCUUUUUUUAAAAAAAAUAAAAAUACUUUUUAUUGGGGGUUUUGUGUUACAAAGCAAACAGGUAAACAGGGAAUGGUACAUCUAUUGUCUCCACUUUCAAUUCACGGUCUUUCUCACAGUUCAUUUACGUUUGGUGAGAGACAUUUUUUUCAUAGACAUCUUGCAGUUAGGGGAGAGGGGAGAAAGAUGGGGAUAUUGGUCUUUCACUCUUUUGCCUAUUCUUAGUGUAGUGGGGGGGUGUCAGCAUCACAUGGGUAGGUUCUUUGUUUAUGUAUUCAUUUAUUUUUAUUGAUAUUGCGAGAGGUUAGGGGUUCCCGAGCUUGGUUGGUUCUGUUUAGUUGAUUGCGGUGUGGCUGAUUUUGUGAGGGAGGCGGGCUAGGUUGUUGGCUCAGGUGAGACAUAUUGAUUUUUAUGCUGUUGGAGGGGAUGGGUCAUUGUUCUGUUGUGCUGUGUAUGUAGUAAAGGUGAACCACACUGGGGUGAACGCAAAAAUGCAAAAAUGCCCCACAAGAGAGCAACAGCGGUGUGACUUGGGGGAGUGGUGCUGAACAGCUGAUUAAGUGGAUGUGUGGUGUGUGGAUGGUUCAGUAUAAAUCCGCCAUUAAUGCAGGAUUAUUGUACCAAUAAGAGAAGUUUCAGAAUAGACUCACAAAAAUAACCCACCUAUCUAGAAAGGCCCACAGUGAAAACAGAGCCCUCACUAAACUAAGGGCUCAUCCUGAAUUCAUUUUAUGUGGCAUUUCAAGGCAUAGGUCUGCUCUUUCAAGCUCUGUGCUUGACUGAUUCCACCCCCCCACCAGCCCUGGCGCUUCCCCUGGGAAAACUUGCUCUUUACCGCUGAAUUGAACUAAUGGCAAUCUGCGGAAAACCUGAUUUGUUGUUUGUUCUGAUUGGCGUUAAAGAGUGGGUUUUCCUGGGGAAAGUAACAGGAGGGAGGUGAGAGCUCUUGGAUACAGAACUUUAAAGCUCAGACCUGCGUCAAGAACAUGCAGGGCAAAAGAAGUAAGGGUGGAUGAGCCCUUAGGAGCAUAGCUGUCAACUUUUCCCUUUUCUUGCGAGGAAUCCUAUUCGGAAUAAGGGAAUUUCCCUUUUAAAAAGGGAAAAGUUGACAGCUAUGCUUAGGAGUGAGGCUUUGAAAAAAGCUUCACAUCUCAAUGAUCUUUUAUUAAUUUUGUUUUGUUCCUUUACAAAGUCAUUGCUGUUGUUGUUGUUGUUUUAUAAUGGUAGGGUGAACCCGGUACACCUGGGCGUCUUGGAAUGCCAGGUCUCCCUGGACGAGCCAUUAUGGGACCAAAGGUAAUGGCCUCAUUUCUGUUGCUUCGUAAUGUUCAGUCUGGACAUAGUAAUGGGCCUAGCGACGGUUGCAGUUACGACGGUCCUUGAAUCCGAGAUAUUACUGAGCACCAAGUAUGGCAAGAUUUCUACCUGAAAAGCACUGUCGGGUCAAAACCAUUGCAAAAUCUGAAUGUGGAUCAUCAUGCGUGAACAUGCACAUGUCUGUGUAUGCACUGAAAAAAAGCCAAUCAGAGCUGGCCAAAAGAAAGACCAUCUCCACAUCAUAGAAUUAAUGUCUGUUCACGAGCAUCACCUGUGCAUGAGUUGUAAUCCAUUUCAUAUGGGAAUUUUGUGACAUUUGUAGCAGCCCUUAAAUAAAGGCAGAUUCGUUUUUUUAAAGGGUAGUACAUAAUAUUCAAAAUUCACUUCUCUAGUUGCAUAUGUAUAUUUUUGGUUAUAUAUGUGGGUUUUUUUAAUUGAAGGGUGAUCUUGGAUUACCAGGACCUCCUGGCCCAGUUGGAGAACAGGGAAUAGGGAUUCCUGGGGCUAAGGUAAUAACCAAAUCGGUAUACUCAUUUAAAUUUUAAAAACAAAUUAAAAAAUAGAAAAUAAACAUCUAGCAACUAAUAACUGUUGGAAAAUGUGAACAUGUUCUUCUUUUUUUGCAAACAGGGCGAUCGUGGACAUCCAGGACCACCGGGACCAUUUGGACCAAAGGGAGAUGGGUACCCUGGCCCACCUGUAAGCAAAUGCAAUUUUGACAAACUACCUGUGGACAUUUUUCAAUAAUGUGUGCUGCCAUAUUGGGGAAUAUGGGACAUUUGUCAUUGCAAAGCAGUUAAUAGUUAACCAAUUUACUUUCUGAUUUCAGGGUCUUCCGGGUCUUCCAGGAGCUCCAGGAGAUCAAGGCCCUGAAGGGAUUGGGUUACCUGGACCAAAGGUAAAAUCUGGUAAUUUAAAGUAAAAUUAUAAAAUUAUUGUUUCCUGAUUAGCCUGUAAGGCUUCUUAACAGGAGUUUGGUUUAUUCUAUUAAAAAUGAUUGUAGUGUUUUUAUCUAAUACUGUUGGAAAAUGUAUAUUACAGUUCUUAGCUAAAUAUUACUGCCCUGAUAUAUAAACUUCACAUUUCCGUAUAUCUCUAUCUCUAUCUAUCAUCUAUCUAUCUACCUUUCCCUCUGUGGUGCCUCUUAAACCUUGAAUUUUUUAUUCUGCUUAAUUUGUUCUCCUUAAUGAUUCCUUCCCACAUUGAUUGCUUAGCAUGAUAGAAGUAAUAAUAAGGAUGAAAAAGUAAAACUGGACAUUGGGAAAAUUUAUAAUAUAUAUAUAUAUUUAGGGUGAUCCCGGUAUCAGAGGACCAGCUGGUCUCCCAGGCCCAGCAGGAGAAGGCCUACCAGGGCCUAAAGUAAGUUAUAAUUACUUCUCAAAUUGAAAUGUAUCUUUUCAGGAAUAAUUAUUACUGUCUCCUUUCCCUAUAUCUCUGCAGCUGUGAUAAUCUUUGCAUUAAUUUAGGAAUAAAUAAUAAUAAAUAACAGGCAUUGACAGAGACAAAAAGUUAAUCCAAAGUCCUAAUUAAAUUAAUUUGCUGAUUUAAAUCAUCAUCAUUAUCAUCAUCACAGGUCAAAGUCAAUAGUUCACAAACCACAUCAUCCAUUGACCAUUUAGAGUAACUUGGGAUAUGUGAUGUAUGGAUUGUCAUUUAAGACAACGAUAAAACAUAUUUAUUUGGAAAUAAGUACCACUAAAAUCAAGUGACAUCACUUUGCAGAGACAUCAUCUUGCCAACAAAGGUCCGUAUAGUUACAGCUAUGGUUUUCCCAGUAGUGAUGUAUGGAAGUGAGAGCUGGACCAUAAAGAAGGCUGAUCGCCGAAGAAUUGAUGCUUUUGAAUUAUGGUGUUGGAGGAGACUCUUGAGAGUCCCAUGGACUGCAGGAAGAUCAAACCUAUCCGUUCUGAAGGAAAUCAGCCCUGAGUGCUCACUGGAAGGACAGAUCCUGAAGCUGAGGCUCCAGUACUUUGGCCACCUCAUGAGAAGAGAAGACUCCCUGGAAAAGACCCUGAUGUUGGGAAAGAUGGAGGACACAAGGGGAAGGGACGACAGAGGACGAGAUGGUUGGACAGUGUUCUCGAAGCUACCAGCAUGAGUUUGACCAAACUGCGGGAGGCAGUGGAAGACAGGAAUGUCCAUGGGGUCACGAAGAGUCGGACACGACUAAACGACUAAACAACAACAAAAUCAAGUGAUGCUUCUUAGCAGAUAUGUGGUUAGGACUGAGCUGUAACAUACAUUGGCUGCCAGCCAUGGACUCUCAAGAACCCACUUGUAUCUCAUAAACAUAUUAAGUAGAAGUGACAUGAAAUGUGGCAAUGAUUAUCACAUUUUGCAGGCAUAUAAGGAUGCUAUGCUGUUUCUCUAUUCAGGGCAAUGUUGGACGACAAGGACCACCUGGAGCCUUGGGACCUCCAGGUGAAGGUAUCCAAGGACCAAAGGUAUUAACAUUUCUUGCAUUCAGUUUUACAUGCAAUUUGGGUUGGGCUCAGUUUUUGGCAAUUUAGAGAUGUUAAAAACUUUGUUACGGGUUGAUAUAGAUUGGAAAGACAAACCAGACCAAAAGCAUUUGCCAAGAAGGUUGUCAUUAAUCAAGUCUGAAAAUCAGAGGUUUGAAGACAAUCAGAUACCAUCAUACUGUAGUUCCAACCACAAGUGAUGGUGGCAUCAUUCCCAUCACCCACUGGGCAGCCUUUGGUUUUCAGGGGGAGUAUGAUUGCAAAGCUGAAACUAAAAGGAAUUUGUGGAAGGGGACCACCAGCAGUGGAGCUUGUGGCUUACUUUGACCCAAUUUGGCGCAGCUCAGAUACAGAAAAUGUUUGAAAGAUUGAUAUCUCUUUCUCUGUUCUGUGGGACUGGGGUGCAUGGUGGUAGAGCGAUUUGUCUGGUUAAUUCUGAUAAUGAAUGAGAAGACUCUAUCAUGCCAAAUACCGGUAGUUAUGCAGACCCCUGAGCGGUCAGCAUCCAGAAUCUUACACAGACAAGUGACAUUCAGCUUCCUGAGAUUUAGGGGUGAGGAACCUGUAAUUUAAUGGUGAGGAACCUGUGGACCUUCAUCAUCUCUGAUCUUUGGUCAUGGAAGAUGGAGCUGAUGGGUCCUGGGUAUCCAACAACAUAUUGAAGGCCACAAGGUGCUGUAGCCCUUUGCCACUACCUACUCCAUUGGUUUUCGGCUGGUGGGUUGCUGCUGACUACUAAGUCAUGAUCCAAAGUGGGUCACAACAUCUGCACAAAAGCAUACAUAGUGAUGAAAAUAUUAAUAUGUGGCACCAAGGAGAACAUAUGCAGAAUUCAGUCUGCGUGAAGUGCUACAUUUGCUGGAAUGUCUAUCAGUGUAAGCUUAGUUAUGAACAGACAGCUCAAAUAAAAAACCUUUCCCUUAUUUAUUUAUUUUUUACUUUUAAUCAAAUUUGUGUAACCAAUGAAGGUUGAUUUAGGGUAGACAAUAAAUGUCAAUGAUUCUGCCUUGCCUUCAGGGUGAGCAAGGAAUUCAAGGAAUGCCAGGACCCCGUGGGGCUCCUGGAGAAGGGCUUCUUGGACCCAAGGUAUGGUAUCAAAAUCUAAAAACAGGUUUCUACCUGUUACCCAGUUUAGCUGUUUGAAGUUACUUGUAAUCUAUUUAAAACAAAAAAAGCAGUGGAAUUAAUGUUAUGGGCAUUUUGAAAUAUAUAGUAUGGGAAGAUUAGACAAUUUUAAAUUAAGGGGAUUAAAUAUACUCAUUAAUGGCUAUGGGUCAUGAUGAUUAUUUACUACCUCUAAGGUAAAAGGGUAAAGGACCCCUGGAUGGUUAAGUCCAGUCAAAGGCAACUAUGGGGUUGUGGCGCCCAUCUUGCUUCAGGCUGAGGGAGCUGGCGUUUGUCCACAGACAGCUUUCUAGGUCAUAUGGCCAGCAUGAAUAAACUGCUUCUGGCGCAACGAAACACCGUGAUGGAAGCCAGAGUGCAUGGAAACACUGUUUACCUUCCUGCUGCAGCGGUAUCUAAUUAUCUACUUGCACUGGUGUGCUUUCGAACUGCUAAGUUGGCAGAAGCAGGGACAGAGCAACGGGAGCUCACCCCAACCUUCCGAUCAACAAGCCCAAGAGGCUCAGUGGUUUAGACCACAGCGCCACCCGCUCUAAUAUCAGGGGCAGUAUGUCUCUGAACCCCUGUUGCUGGUGAUCACAAGCAAAAGAGAUCUAUGCUCCCUACCAUCUGCUGCCUUUUAGCCUGCUUGAUGGGUUCCACCUAUUGAUUCACUCAAAAGGAGUUUCUUCAUACCUUGACCACUUAGAAUGGUUGUGAUUAUUCCAGAAAAUCACAUCAGUUACACGGCCACUGACUACAAUAUCAUGCUCUAAGUGCCAGAGUUCUCAUCCUUCUACACCCCAGUCUGCUGAGGGUGGAGUGGGGAGUUGGUUCGGUGGAUCGGCCAGUUUGGGGGCUUUAAUUAUGUCUUGAUGUGCUAAGUGGUCAAGAAAUUAGGAUGGAUCAAGCCUGUCAAGUCAUGCAUUGUUUUUUUUUUAAUGUAUGCAUUUGGAAUUCAUAUGGUAGAGUCCAUUUCUGCUGCAAAAUGUAGGGAACUUCCACAUAAUACUAUCUGGUCUUUCCCAUCAGUGCAUGUUGUUUCAAACAGAGGUGGUUAAUGUGAUGCCUUACGAAUGUUGUGUAAUUAAUUCCAAGGGUGAUCGUGGAGCUGCUGGAGAAAGAGGAAGAAAAGGAGAGAAGGGAAACAUGGGUGACCCUGGUUCAGCUGGAGAACCUGUAUGUAAUAAUAUGCAUAAGAAAUCAUUAAUGCUUUUUCACUUAAAAAAUCAUCUAACUACAAAUGACACACAUUUGAACCCCAUGGGAGUGGGAGGAGUGGCAUGAAGGGGAACAAUUUAGAGCAGGGAAAGCAUUAAAUACUCCUUUCUCCCAGGAGACUUCUCCUCUCCAAAUUCCUUUCCCCACACAAGUAUUUGUUGUUGAUUGUUUUCUUUUUUAAAAACAACAACAACCCUCCUUAUGCUGUUUGUUAGUUAUAAAUUAAAAACAUUUAAAUACUGCUCUUAAUUUUAAAAAUCUCAGAAUGGUUCAUAAUCAUGCUGUAACUUACUUAACACAGCAAAAUAAAAUACAUAAAACAUUUUCAACCUUAAAACAGUAGCAAGGAAAUCAUCCCACAGAUUGUUCUAAGAGAUUGGUGAUUGGGAGUGGCUGCUGGGACCAUAUAACACCAGUCCUAAAGGAUCUUCACUGGCUCCUAGUACGUUUCCGAGCGCAAUUCAAAGUGUUGGUGCUGACCUUUAAAGCCCUAAAUGGCCUUGGUCCUGUGUACCUGAAGAAGCGUCUCCACUCCCAUCGUUCUGCCUGAGGUCCUCCUCCAAGGGUAUUCUGCUGGUUCCCUCACUGUGAGAAGCUAGGUUACAGGGAACUAGUCAGAGGGCCUUCUUGGUAGUGGCACCCUCCCUGGGGAAUGCCCUCCCUUCAGAUGUCAAGGAAUUACACAACUUUCAGAAGACAUCUGAAGGCAGCCCUGUAUCGGGAGGUUUUUAACGCUUUAUGUUUUAUGUUUUUAGAUAUGAUGUCAGCAGCCCAGAGUGGCUGGGGAAACCUAGCCAGAUGGGUGGGGCAUAAAUAAUAAAAUGUUAUUGUUAUUUAAUGAAUGGUUGUCUUUUUAGGGCAGAACCGGAGCAAAGGGCGAGCAAGGUCUAACAGUAAGCAAUUAAUAUUUUGGAAAGAAAAUUCAUUUAUGCAAUAUUAUCUCAAUCUCUGUAUGUGUCACUGAGCAGCUGUAAAAGAUUUUUUUAAUGCUUUAUUUGAAGAAGGCAUAUAUAGAGAAAGCUCACUGAAUACCAAAAUAUGUUGUUCAGAGUAUUUCUUUAUAAUUUCCUGGCUAAUGGGAAAAGGAGGAUAAAAGAGGCCAAAUGAAAUAAAAAUGACAUUGUAGACAUCACAUAUUUUUUUAAAAGUAGGUCAGAAACCAUGGUAGCCAUACAACACUAGAAGAAGAAGUCACAAAAAUAAAGGAGUGUUUUUGCAGGAAGCCGACCAACUAUUAAAUGUGUAUUUUUCAAAGUGGUGCUGUAGAGGGAACUGACCUGGGCUGAAGGAGGUGCAGAUCUCAGUUCCAGGUGUGCUGAUGUUGUUGUUUCUGGAGCUCCAUCCAGAGAGUAGAUGGAUCUUCACUUUCAGAUUUAAAUAUACUUCUUGCUUGGGCUGCUCUGUCUUCAAUACCCACGGCUGGAUGUCUGGUCCUCCUGCUGAAAAACUGCACUGGUGGACUUUCACCUGCUCAUCCACCUUGGCUCACCUUUGUGCUAAGUCAGUGGAGAUGCUGUGCUUACUGAGAUGGGGAUGAGGUGAGGUAAAGUGAUAGCAAAUGCAGUGGCAACCCCACAAAUGCACACACACCUGAAGCUCCCUUGAAUUCACCCCCAUCUCUGUCCUUGCAAGCAACAACACUGCCACCAGGAGUGCUCCGCUGCACUCCGCACACACAAACACACACAUACCAACACUGCUGUGCUAAGUGGGACACCAAAGACAUCCUAUCUUACAUCCUUGGGCAACUCAGGCAAAAUGAUUUGAUGCAUACAAAAGCCAAUACAGAAUUGGCUACGGUAAAAUAAUCUUUGGUGAAAUGCAGGUGGUGGAAAAGUUGCCUUACUAAAAUGUCUCCAUUAGGAUAAAUAAAUUCUAUAUUUUAAAAAAUGUGCUGCAGCAUCUGAUUGGGAUUAUAAUAUUCCCCUGCACACACAAAAGGCAGCCUAUGAACUUCCAGGGGUAUUCGCAUCUACAGUGGUGCCUCGCAAGACGAAAUUAAUCCGAUCCGCGAGUCUCUUCGUCUUGCGGUUUUUUCGUCUUGCGAAGCACGGCUAUUAGUGGCUUAGCGGCUAUUAGCGGCUUAGCAGCUAUUAAUGGCUUAGCGGCUAUUAGCAGCUUAGCGGCUAUUAGCGGCUUAGCGGCUAUUAACGGCUUAGCGGCUUUAAGAAAAAGGAAACAAACUCACGAGAACUCGCAAGACGUUUCGUCUUGCGAAGCAAGCCCAUAGGGAAAUUUGUCUUGCGGAACGACUCAAAAAACGGAAAACUCUUUCGUCUUGCGCGUUUUUCGUCUUGCGAGGCAUUCGUCUUGCGAGGUACCACUGUACUCUUAAAGCUCCUUAAGCCAUGAUGCAUUGCAGCAUUUAAGCAUUGACUGAAUGGUCCAGUACUUAAGUGCUUAAGCUUCAUUGCAUGAACAAUAUUGGCAACAACUCUGAUGAUGAAAAAUGCCUGAAAUCUGAGGCAUGCUAGCAGAGGCCGUGCUAUAAAUUGCUGGGAAUAAAGCAGACGUCAGAUAAUGUAUACGUGAACUCUUUGUCUUUUCUAACCUAGAGAGAAGAUAUAAUUAAAUUGAUUAAAGAGAUAUGUGGUAAGUUUUCAACAAGCCUUCUCAUUCCAAUCCUAUGCCUGUUUGUUCUGAUCAUUUCCUCCUCCCAGAAAAUGAUUAUCGAAACAUCUGCAACUCCAAGGGGAAAUGAAAAGGUCGCCCAAUCAUUUGAUAUGUCAAUUUAAUAUUUUAAAAAAUCACAUUUAAAUAGUUUAUCACCCAAAAAGAGCCGUGAGAAUUAGAACACUAACAGAUGUCUGCCUUUGGCAGGCACUUUUAAAUUUAGCCUACAUAGCUAAGUCAAAAGGAAAAAGUGUUCUGUCAGUCCCCAAAUAUUAGCAGUGCUCGGUCCACAGCCUGAUUGUGGCUAAUCUUAGAUUCUGACCUAAUGGGGAGUGGCCAGAUUCUGACCUAUCAGGGAAUUUGUCACUGUGGGAAGGUUCUUGUAGAAUCAUAGAAUCAUAGAGUUGGAAGAGACCACAAGGGCCAUUGAGUCCAACCAACUGCCAAGCAGGAAACACCAUCAGAGCACUCCUGACAUAUGGUUGUCAAGCCUCUGCUUAAAGACCUCCAAAGAAGGAGACUCCACCACACUCCUUGGCAGCAAAUUCCACUGUCGAACAGCUCUUACUGUCAGGAAGUUCUUCCUGUGAUUCCAUCUAUCAUUGUGAGCACUGUGAAUCUCACAUUAGCAAUAGAUAAUUUGAAAGUCUCGGUCAUACUAAGGUCUCCAUUAAAGCCAUCAAGUAAUUUAAAUGGGUUCUGUUUCAUCUGCAAUCUUACUUCUAUCCUAAGAAGAGUGUAGCUGUUAAUUCGAUUCAUAGCAGGCUGCAAUUGUUUGCCCUUUUUAAAUUAAAAAAUGCACUUAUCCUCAUAUACAUCACACAUCGGGAAUAUAGUAUAUAAUUAAAGCAAGCCAUAUGGUCUAUCUGAAUGUAUUUGGUUUGUUUUUCUUUUUUGCAGGCUGCGGUAUCAAAUGCAAGGAGAUACCUAUGGAGCUUGUGUUUGUGAUUGACAGCUCCGAAAGUGUGGGCCCAGAGAAUUUUGAAAUAAUCAAAGAUUUUGUCACUGCUUUGGUAGACAGAGUAACUGUAGGGAGAAAUGCCACCAGAAUUGGCCUUGUCCUCUACAGCCUGGAGGUUCGGCUUGAAUUUGGACUUAAUAGGUACACAACUCAACAGGAUGUGAAACAAGCAAUCAGGAAGAUGUUAUAUAUGGGAGAAGGCACUUACACAGGCACAGCCAUCCGUAAAGCAACACAGGAAGGAUUUUUUGGGGCUCGAACUGGCGUGAGGAAAGUUGCCAUAGUCCUCACAGAUGGCCAAGCGGAUAAGAGAGAAGCCGUCAAGUUGGAUAUUGCUGUCCGAGAGGCUCAUGCAGCUAACAUCGAAAUGUAUGCCAUUGGAAUUGUGAACACUUCAGACCCAACACAAGUUGAAUUCUUGCGGGAGCUGAAUCUCAUUGCAUCAGACCCUGACAGAGAACAUAUGUACCUCAUUGACGACUUUAAUACUCUUCCAGGUAAUCAUGGCUCUUAAAAGAAUUACUGGUCCCCACAGAUCUUCUUCAAGCUUUUGGGUGCCUCCAGUCAAAAUUACCCUCUAUAUCCCUCACUAAAGGUCUUGGAACAACAUAGUGGAUGUAGAGCAUGCCAUGUAGGAAUGUUAUGUUCAUCCAUAGAUUUUAUAUCCCAAAGCUAACUUUUCUCAGGCCAAGGGCUGCAUUGACCCACAUUCAAUGCUCUGAGGUAUGCAUGUCAAAGUGGCCAUGGAUGAAGUGUAAAAGCAUGCAUAGUUGAAGAGUAAUAUAUGGUUUUUUUUAAAAAAAAACACCACACCACAUUAAUAAGGAAACAGAACAGAAAAGACUUAAGAAUGAAUAUAGACAACACUGACAUGGACCAGAAAUAGAAUGGAUCAUCCAGUCCUUCUUUUGUCCCUUUGUGACCCAGGACACAAGCAAACAGGAAUGAGAAGCUGAGAUUCUGAAAGGGAGAACUCUGCUAAGACCUCUAUUGUUCUCCACUCAGGGCAAGGGGGUAGGAAUUAAAGCAAGACUUUCUUAUGCAUUUUCCUAAAAUUACACAAAUAAGAAUUUCAUAUUGUGGACCUAUCUUAAUAGUUUGCUGCACCAGUUAAUAAAUGCUUAGGGCAAAAUAUACCAACUUUUGUGCAAGCACAAAAACAUAAAAUAUGAUGUGCAAAUUCUUGCUUUGCAGAGGGGUGGCUGCCAUGCUGUUUUUAUUGUGAUUAUUCGUAUGCAGUGGCAAAGCUGCAUGCUCCGGCACUGGGGGCGGAGAGCAGGUGGGGGCGUGGCUGGCGCGUGCCCUGGGGGUGUGGCACAUCACCUAUGUGGCAUGCGUCUCGGGGGUGUAGUGUGCCGCCGCAGGGGUGUGACGUGCAUCCUGGGGGGCGUGGCGCCCAGCACGGUGGUGGAUUGUGCGACACAUAUCGGGGGCGGCCGCAAUGGUACGACCCCCUCCUCAAUGGUGCUGGGGGCGGUGCAUUCUCCCCGCCCCCCGCCCCGUUCCUCCCCCAGUGUUUGUAUGGUUUUUAUGGGGGGGGUGUUUUGUUUUUUCUGUUUUUAAUGGCUAUUAUUAUCUGUAACUGCCUUGAGUCCCAUCAGAGGAAAAGGCUUACACUCAGAGCACACUCACUGAAAUUUAUGGGCUUUAUUAACCGAAUUCCCCAAAUUUCAAGGGGUUUGCUGAGUAAAACUUAGCUGGACACAACCCAUUUACUUUGACAUAAACAGCUAUGCUUUGGGGCUUGCCAUAUGUGAAGAAAAAAAUGUUCCAACAGCUAUCCCAAGACUUAAGAAACAAUUACUUUUUUUAAAAAAAAAGUUUCAACAUAGUGAAAAUUGCAUGAGUAAUAUUAUUUCUUGAACAAAAUGCAUUUUUUUCAACAUUUGGGAUUUUUAAAUGGGUUUUUAUUUUCUUUUGUUUCAAGCUUUGGAGUCCAAACUUGUUAACCAGUUUUGUGAAGAUGAACAUGGGGCCUUAAUAUAUAAUCGGAUUGGAGCUGGAGGAAGCAUAAAUGGACCAUCUAUCCACUCAGUAUCUUCUCGUUCUUCACAAUACAUAUUGCACACAAACAGUAAUAAUGGACAGUCAGUUUUAUCAAAUGAAUUUGAAACAACAGUGAAAGAGGAUUCUAUAAAUCUUGGCCAGCCUUCUCAACCAUUAAUCCCGGUACUCAUUGGCUACUGGAUAUUUUCUGGAUUCUCUCUUUUUACUUGUAGUGAUUAUUAUUACUUAUUAAAUUUGUAUAUCACCCUUCAUCUGAAUCCCAGGACAUUUCGCAGCUGAAAAAUACAAAAUGAUAAGGUUUUCUUUAAAAAUUAGUUGUAAAGAACUGACUUUGCAGCUCAGUAUUUUGAACCUGAAUACUUAUUUUCAAUAAGUAGCUUAGUUAGCCAUUAAGUUAUUUCAAUGAAGGAUCUAAUUCCAGUGCUUUUAAUUUAAAGGUAAUUUUAUCUAAAGCCUGCAAUCACCUGGUUGAUGCUUCAUGUUUCUGUAAAUCAGGCAAACACUAUUUGAAAGCUCUGGAACCUACAUUUUAGUCUUGAACUUGAAGCAUAUAUGACUUUCAUGUACAAAGAACCAACACGAGUGGUUCUUUGUGGACAGAAGUAAAAUGAAGCAGGUCUCUAUUCGGCUUCUCUGUAUCACAGAGCAAAUAUUUAUUUGUUUGUUUAUCUAUCUGUCUAUCUAUCUAAGCUGCUGUUCCCUAUAAAGUGACAUGGUGGGUUACAACAAUGUAAAAAUACAAUAUUAAAAUCAGUUAAAACAAUUUACGAUCAGAAGAAUAGGUGGAGUUCUAAAAAUAUAUAUAUCAGAUAUCAAAAGACGAGAGGUGCAUCUUCAGCAUAUGACAAAACUGAACAAUGCAAGAGACAGAUGCAGCUUUGUGGGGAGGGAAUUCUUUAGCUUAGGGCACAGAGAAUGUCCUCUCUGGGGCCACCACUCCCUGAAUUUUUGAGGGCGGUGGAACUACCAAGAGGUUUCUCAGCCAAGAGGGUCUGUAGGGAAGAAGUUGGCCUUUCAGAUAUUUGGGGCCUAAGUUAUUGAGGGCAGUAAAUGUAAGUUCACUGGUGAUAAGGCCCCCGCUAAAUUUUAAAAUUAACAAAACUGAAUUUGUUUCAGACCAAAGAAUUGCACAGGUCAUCUCCUAAGAACUACAAUGUGGAACCUGAUGAUCUCACAUCUUUGUCUCCUGUUAAAGGUAAUUCUUUCUGCAAUCUAGUUCUUAACAGGAUAUGUCUCAUAGGCAAAACAAAAACAAACAAACAAACCUCACCACCCUUUCCUUAAAUUCCUAGAGUGGUAGCCAUGUUAGUCUGCUGCAGCAAAAAUAACAAACAAUAUUGUGCCGCUGCAGGUAUUGUUAUGGCAUAAACCUUCAGGGAUUAAAAUCUACUUCAUCAGCUACAUGUCAUCCCAUCUCUUGAAUGGUUUUUUCUCUCUGUGUGUAUAACAUUAUAUUCUGCAGCAGUUACGUCAGCACUGCCAUCAUUGCCAUCAUCACCAUCGUCAUCACCGCCGUUGGCAUCGCUAACAGCAGAGAAAACGCUCCCACCUUCUCAUUCAUCAGCUUCCUCCAUGCCACCUACACCCAAACCAGGUCGUUACAUGUAUCAAAGUUUUAACGCUCUUCCAUUUCUCCCUAUAUAUAAUGUAAUGAUAUCGUUGUGCAACCCUCAUCGGAGGAUUUUGCAGUGCCUCCUUGCAAUCCGGGAUUUGCAUGAAGCGGCAGUGGGUGUGGAAAAUGAAGGCAGAUGUUUGAGUAAAGCAAGGGGUGAGGGAACUGCAAGGAAAAUUGGGUUAUGGCUCUCCCCGCUUACGCGCAUUCGACUUAUGCGCAACUGUGCAUAUGCGCGACACCUGAAAGUAAAUAACCCGUUUAUACUGUAAAAGGGCAUGAAGGGGGCAAAAAGAGAGGGAAAACAGCAAAAAUUGUGCGAAAAAGGGGGAAAUGGCCAUCCCAUGCGCCUUUGUAACUGCAAUCCCAUGAGUCUUUGCACAGAUCUUUGAAGCCUGUGGAGAGUUGGGGUUUGGAGAGAGGCUUGGAGGGAGCAAUUGUGGAGUUCAGUGGAUUUUUGUGGAUUUCCAGAGGUUUAGAGGGUGAUUACAGGAUUUUUUAAUGUGAUUUCACAUAUACACGUGGUACCCAGGAACGCCACCUUCACAUAAGUGGGGGAGACGCCUGUCUUGUGGAAUAUUUGAGGGCUCCACAUCUUUUAUCUCUAUCACAUGAGGCAGCUGAGAAAAUGAGCAGGAACAGGUUUGAAUAUAGGAAGGGAUUGACACAGAAAAGGGGUAGGUGGGUGUGUUUAAAUAAGGGUAGAGAAAAAUUGAGAGGAAAAGUUUUAAACAAUAGUAGAGAUGUGAGUAAAGCAAGAUUGGAGAAAUACUGGAGAGAAGAAGAAACUCUAUCCAUUUAUCCAUCCAUCAUGUUGGGGGGGGGUAGUGUAUAUUGGCACUACCUUCAUAAAUUUAACUUCUAACAUGGUAAACGUUUGAUUAAAUUUGAACUUUAUUGCCACAAUUACUUUUGUAAAGCACUAUAAUGAGAAUAAUUAUAUUUUUUUGUUUUUGUUUUAAAGAAAAUCUCUUGAGCCCUCCACAAUGUAAAUUAAGAUUAGAUCAAGGACCAUGCCGUGUGUAUAUUAUAAAAUGGUAUUAUGAUAAGCAAGCCAAUUCUUGUGCUCAGUUUUGGUACGGUGGCUGCGAUGGAAAUGCUAACCGCUUUGAUAUCGAGGAAGACUGUAAAAAGACCUGCGUAUUUUCCUCUUGA